UAUAACUCGGAGCAUGCGCUUUAAUAGGAAAAUAGACUUUUAGACAAUUUCGCUUUUCAAUUGUUGCCAUCAUCAUGGGCGGAAACAAAGGAUUUAGUUAUGCUUUUGGGUUUUGUAACGUAACUCUUUUCAUAGUGGGAUUAUGGCCCAAAUUGAAAAAAUCAGAGAAAAAAGAUUGGCUUUCAAUUAUUUCUUUUAUUUUUUCACUAUGCAUAAUAGUUAUUUUUAUAAACAUAGCUCAAACAACAAAGUUAAUAAUCAUUUGGGGAGAUUUUGUUGAAAUGAUAAAUAAUAUUUCAACUGCAAAUUUGCCAAUUAUGGUAGCAGUUAUCAAAAUGUUCAUUUUUCAAUACUAUAAAAACGUUCUGGGCUGUUUGCUAUCAAAAGCUAUGAUAGAUUGGCAAUCGACUAAAACUCAAGAACAAGAAAGUAGCAUGUAUGAAAAUGCUAGAGUAGUAAGAAAAAUCUCCAUGAUUUGCUGCGUACUAGGUUUCAGUUCAGUUACCGGACAUUUAAUGAUUCGUAUAUGCCAAGAGCUGGAUUUUAUACCAAAUUAUGAAAAAAAACGCGAACCCAUGGUCAGCUCGUAUUUUCCGUAUGACUACAAAUCUAGCCCAACCUACGAGAUUACUUGGUUUUUUCAGUAUUUAGGGGCUGGUCUUGCAACAUUAGUGUAUUCGGGCUCACAUUGUCUGUUUGUUGGAUUAAUGCUUCAUUUGAGAGGACAAGUAAAAAAUUUGAGUAACACUUUUAGAAACAAUAGGACACGCAUAAAUAAACACGAAAGACAAGAUAGUAAACUUUUCAAAAACUUCAUAAAGUCUGUUGUCAUAAGACACAAUGAUUUGUACGAGUAAGUAUAACGAUUUUAAAAAACAAUUAAUUAUGAUUUAUGUUAGAUAAUUCUCAACAUUUAUUUGCUUACUGAUAAG
Messenger RNA from Trichogramma pretiosum, 932 nucleotides. RefSeq lists its product as uncharacterized. Bases 75 to 857 code for a protein of 260 amino acids. NCBI's taxonomy places the organism in Eukaryota, Metazoa, Arthropoda, Insecta, Hymenoptera, Trichogrammatidae. Gene Ontology annotation, biological process: sensory perception of smell; detection of chemical stimulus involved in sensory perception of smell. Gene Ontology annotation, molecular function: odorant binding; olfactory receptor activity. The transcript is spliced from 3 exons. Gene Ontology annotation, cellular component: plasma membrane. The record is from RefSeq and is a predicted model, not a curated record.